Hydatigera taeniaeformis is the source of this 1377-nucleotide messenger RNA. NCBI's taxonomy places the organism in Eukaryota, Metazoa, Platyhelminthes, Cestoda, Cyclophyllidea, Taeniidae. The record is from the annotation of a GenBank genome assembly.
AUGAAGGUGCGGUUUUCAAUUUGGGGCAUCCUCUGUGUCCUUGGAGGAUUUUUGUACCAUCUUGCCCUCGGUUACUUUUACACUGUUGGAAAUAUGAUCCCAUAUGUUGUUUCAUAUAUGGGGAUCAAAUCAAGCGAAGCUGCGUGGUUCUCAUCUACGCUGCUUGCACUUCAGGCGGUUUUUAUGCCAACUGGAGCCAUUUUAGCUACAAAGUUGGGAUACAGGCCGGUAUUUAUAAUCGCGAUGGUUUUUAGUGCAGGUGGAAUUUUGCUGACCCGCCUGACUAUUGAUUACGGCCUCGGCCCUUACAUCGCGACUUAUUGCAUUCUCAAUGGCAUCGGUAUGGGAGUUCCUUAUUCAGUCAUCUUCUCAGUUGCAUCAUCGUGGUUUCCGGAACAUCGGGCUACAGUUGUUGGUAUUAUUUCUUCUGGAUUCGGUUUGGGUGCUCUUGUCUUUACACCAAUUCAAACUGCUAUCAUAAACCCAAACAAUCUUCCUGUUAAUGGAACCAAGUUUCCACCUUCUGUUGAGGAAGGGAUCCCGAUGGCUUUCAUAGUCCUUGGUGGCAUCGUUCUUGGCCUGGAGUUAAUCGGCACAAUUUUGGACGAUGACGAAACUGCUAUUAGUUUGACCAACAGCACCGCAGAGGUCAAAAAGAAAACACUUAAUGUUCCGAAAAGCUACACAGUCUCCGAGGCACUAAAAUCCGUGGAUUUUUACCUGCUAUGGUUAAUUGCCUUCUGCGACAUCAUUCCGGUCUACGGAAUUCGCAGUGCCUUCGAUGAUCAGUUUCUCUCGGCUAUCGCCACAACCAGUGCAGCCUUCAACUGCCUCGGUCGUGUAUUCUGGGGCCACAUGGUUGACCGCUUCUCCUCUAAGUGUCCACUUAUGUGCUUCUUGGUGAUGUGGGGAAGCCUAUUUGUGACCUUCCCCUACGUGGCCGUGGGAGCAGCUGGCAAGACUCUCUACGCCAUUUGGGUGUUCGGCCUAUUCUUUGCUCUCUCAGCACAUUUUGUGAUAAUUCCGGGUACUUGUACUCGUGUCUUUGGUCCUGCCAACAUGGCCACAAUCUACGGACUUAUCUACUUCGCCUCGUGUCCCAGUUCUCUUAUCACCGCAGGAGUUAUCUCUCAGUUCGACAUUCUAGGCAAGUGGAUUGCAGUCUACACGGCUUGUGCCUGUGCCUGCCUCCUUUCCUUCACCAUGGCUCUAUUUAUUCGAGACAGGGACGCACACUGCGUAGGUUUCACGAAUAAAUUUUGUGCCGCUUUGUGCGAUCCCUACCGCAAGACGAUUUACAAUGCCUCCGAGCAGGAGGAAGAGGGGCACGAAGAAGAAAGAGGAGAGGGAGAAGAGGCCGGAGGAGACGUUGCUUAA